Molecule: messenger RNA, 2361 nt
Organism: Lathyrus oleraceus (garden pea)
Lineage: Eukaryota; Viridiplantae; Streptophyta; Magnoliopsida; Fabales; Fabaceae
Product: F-box/kelch-repeat protein At3g61590
Exons: 2
Coding region: 933-2147 (404 amino acids)
Molecular function (GO): protein binding
Source: RefSeq, a predicted model, not a curated record
UUUGUUUCAUGUUUCAAUCAUCAAAAAGUUCUUUUUUUUAUUCAUGUUUUUGCAGAUUCUUAGGUGGUGGUGUUGAUGGUGUUUAUUGAUCUGUAUGUGUUUUUGGGAUUUGAUAUAUGUUGAAAUCGCUUAAUCUAGUGAUUUUUUAUAGGUUUUAAUCAUUAUAGUUUUUGAUGAUUCCUUUCACCACCCUAUUUUAAUCGUUGUUGUUGUUAAAAAUGUUGGCUUUUUGUUCCAUUUUGAAUUCUUGUGAAGAAUCAGAAAGUUUCUGUGUUUUCUCUCUCCCUAUUUUUAAGUUUACAUGAAAAAUUGUUGCUUUUGUUUGAUGAAAAUCUACUCCUUUGUGUUUUUGUGUAUGGAUUUCAUUUCACUUUGUUUUUUUUUGUUGUUGUUGUUUUACCUUGCUAUGUGCUAGUGCUACAAGCAAAUGUCAAUGUUUGUUUCAAAAUACCUAACUUUAUUUUUAUUUUUAUAGGAUCUUUGCUUUUGUGUGAUUUGAUUUGAUUGCUAGAACAAAAUCUUUUCAUGAUUUUUUUUUUACCUAGUAACUAGAAGGAAGAUAGGUUAUGGCUAUGAUUUCCCUUUAUACCUAAUAUUGGUCCUUUUGUCUACUUCAGAUUUUGUAUGAUUUUUGUUUUAAAUGGAGAUAAAUUUGUAUGUAGGGUAUGUUCUUAUCUUGGAAAAAUCCAAUGGUUGUCCUUGCUGUAUUGUGUCCAAUUCAUCCUUUGCAUAUUUAUUUACUAUGUACUAUGUGUUGGAAUGUUUUCUGUUGGUAUGUGCAUUUGAUCUUCUUUAUGGUCUUAACCCGCCGGGGUUUUUGAGCAAAAGGGUCGUGAUGAUAUGGAUUUUAAUCGGGCGGUAAGUUAGGUCUGGCUGGCCCGAAGAUUGUUGCGGUCAGGGUUUAUACCAGAGCUUUUACUUUUGAUUGUGUUAUGGCUGGAGAAACUGCAUGGAUCAGCCACUAUGAUGAUGAAACAAGAAAGGAGACUAGGGACAUUGAUUUGUUAUUGCAAUCUAGCGAGGAAGUUGAUAAAGAAGAAACUGUUAUUUCGUUGGACGUAAUGCCUGACGAGUUAUUGGAGCGUAUCCUAGCCUAUCUCCCGGUUGCAAGCAUUUUCAGAGCGAGGAGUGUGUGUAAAAGAUGGCAUGAGAUUGUUACUUCUGAAAGGUUUCUAUGGAAUCCUUCCAACUCGCCACCGCAGAAGCCUUGGUAUUUUAUGUUUACUGGCUCCGAAGAACCAACUGGCUGUGUUUAUGAUCCGAAUCUUCGGAAUUGGUAUUGCAUUGAGCUUCCCUUCAUUGGAAAUUCUAAUUGGUUCAUUUCAUCUUCACGCGGCUUAGUUUGCUUCAUGGAUAACGGCAGCAGAAGCCAAUUAUGCGUGUGCAAUCCUAUUGCCAAAAGCUGUAGGGUGCUUCCGGAGCCUCCGGGGUUGAGAUUUUCUGAUUAUGUCACGUUAGCAAUGUCGGUCGACAAGGAAUCCUAUGGUUAUACUGUGGGAAUUGUGAAAUCAAAGCAAGUUCCUGAAAACUUUUUUCAAUGGGAUAUCUCGAUUCAUAUUUACAAAUCGGAGGAGGAGACUUGGGCGACGCCGCUAACCGAGGUUUUGAUCGGGUGGAGAGGUGCAGACGAGAGUGUUAUAUGCAAUGGUGUACUGUAUUUCGUAGUUCAGUCUACCGGCGGCGUUCCAUCUGAAAACCGUCACGCAUUAGUUGCAUAUAAUAUCUCCGGCCGAACUUCUCAAACUAGCUUAAGAAAGAGCUUUAUUCAAGUACCGUGUUCUCUAUCAUGCGCCCGGCUUAUGAAUAUGAAGGAGAAGCUCGUAAUGGUGGGAGGAAUUGGAAAACCUGACCGACCGGACAUAAUCAAAGGAAUCGGUAUUUGGGUUCUUCAUGACAGGAAAUGGGAAGAGAUUGUCCGAAUGCCACACAAAUACUUCCAAGGCUUCGGAGAGUUUGACGAGGUUUUCGGUAGCCGAGGCAUAGAUGAUCUAAUAUAUAUUCAAAGCUAUGGAUCUCCUGCACUUCUCACAUUCGACAUGAACAUUAAACAAUGGAAAUGGUCACAGAAAUGCCCCGUUUCAAAGAGGUUCCCUCUACAGGUUUUCUCUGGUUUUUGCUUUGAGCCUAGGCUUGACAUUGCUCCAUAGAUUGUUCAUCAUAGAAAUCGAUCUUUUUGGCUUUUUACUCCAUUCUUAUUAAGUUGAAGUUUACUAAGAUUUUCUCUGUUUCAUGUUUCAACAGUUUUAUACAAACUGUACUUGCUGAUUAAUUAUGGUUAUUUGGUUAUUCAUGGAUACUGGAAUGUUAAUUGUUAUAAAAUUUGAAAAUACAACAGAGCUAUAUAUUGUUUACAGUUUCUAA